GUUCAACCCAUUAAAGCAGUUCAAUGCCACACAAGAUGAAGUAAUGCUUAGAAUAGAUCACAUGGAACUUUACACGCUAUCAGUUUCCCCGGGAGUCAAGAUCCCCGUGGAUUAUCUGUGUUAUCGACAAUAAAAAGCAAGGUGAAUGUACCGUGAGACAUCGGCUUUUUCACAAGGUGUGGGUAAGGUGCUGCUUAGGAAGCACAGAGGCCUACCUCCCUCGUUGGUGUAACAUAAUGCAACGUAUUCUUUGUCUAUUUUCAUACGGUGGUGAUGAAUCAGUAGGCUUUCCCUCUGGUGACUGAAGUGGUUGUUCCUGUGUAAUGUGACCUCCUCUUACACCGGGCCUGCCACAAGAUUAGACUGUGGUGGGAUCAGCACAGAGACGGUUCAGCUGGAAGAAGAGCUUUGAUUCACCACUAACUACUAUACAACCUAGGGUAAUCACUGCAGUUAGGCAACCCACCUGUUGAGGCCAGACAGAAGUGGUCCCGGGCCAGGUGUGGGGUCAUCCGCGUGAUGUUGUACAGAGUUUUUCUCAGAUUAAAAAUAAUAUCACUUUUAGUAUAGUCUGAGUUCUAUCAAAUUCAGUCUAGAGGAUGGAUAUCGUAUCUGUAGUAUAUAUCAAUGUCUGCAUUUUCAUUGCUGCUUCAGGGAUAGGAUACAGUAAUGCUCAAAGAAACUGGUGUCCCCAAACCGUGACAAGAUUAGCUCCAUGUACAAAAAUGUUUCGUAUUCCAGUUUAUAAUAGAUGUCUGUACGGCACAAAUUGGUGUAGACCUACAUCGUAUAGACUGAUAUAUCGCAUGACGUAUCAAGUAAAGGCACAUACAAAGUGGAGAUGUUGUCCUGGCUUCAGAGGCAGAGAUUGUGGAGAAGUGUGCUUUUCCUGCUCGGUCGUUGAUGAUAUUAAGGACAGGAUUUCCAGAAUGGAAUCUAAAGUUUUGAAUGGAACUGGUACACCAUAUAACCAAUCCUGCAACUGUCCACCUGGACCAAGGGGUCAUCAUGGACCUGAAGGAAAACAAGGACCCAGGGGUCAACCUGGUAUCAAAGGGGAAAAAGGAAUGAAGGGAGAACCUGGAAUACCUCCUCGUGCUGUUUUAUCUCCUGCGCCAAAACCUAGUGUUUUCCCCGAUUUAACACAAUACUCAGACUUGAGUGGAAGAUCAAAUCCCCCGCAAUUUCCCAUCGGACCCCCAGGGGUUCCAGGAAUACGGGGACUUAAAGGUGAUCGCGGAGAACCAGGGAUACAAGGACCAAGAGGAGAUAGAGGAAAACAAGGGGAAUCUGGUUUGAAAGGGGAAAAGGGGGAUAGGGGCGCUCAGGGUAUGAAAGGUGAACGUGGUUUACCUGGACCAACAGGAGCACCAGGUAAAACGGAAGAAACAUCAGACAGAAGAGGUCUCAUGGAACUUCAGCGCUCAAUGCAAAGAAUUUCCGAAGAAUUUUCAAGAUUUCGUACAGAAAUAGCAGACGAACUGACUCAGCUCAAACUGCGAAUGAAUCUCGUUGAAACUAUCUUACUCCAAAUUCCAGAGGUCAGAGAUUCAUUAAAACAGAAAUCCAUGACACCAAUGGUUGUUCCCGCGCCUACCUUCAUACCGCAGACGACCUCCAGUCCUUUGUCGCAAAAUACAGAUGAAAAGCCGAGGAUACCCGAAGGACAGAUCAGCUUUUGAACUUAUUGACUUAGGUCUUAGACUCCAGAUCCUGAUGUUGAAAGAAUUAAAAAUAGCUUAAGUUCAACUUAAACAUUAAUACCAUUUUUAAUCACUUUCAUAGUUCCAGCCAUUUUUCAUAUUCGUGAUAAAGAGAAGUGAAAUGUAAAAAGCAUAUUAAAGACAUAAUGCUGCAAAAUACUCCGCAAAACGGAUUGUUGAUUACUACUUCGAUGCUUUUCCUUAUCAUUCAUUCAAAAUACUAGAUCAAGAUAAUUUUUAUUAUCAUUUCUCGACAUUAUACAUCUCGCCUGAUAUCGAAAUAUUUUUACAAUAUACUGUAUAAAUCUUAAAUGCAUUAAGCAUAUUUAACAAUAAAAAGACUUGCUUCAUUUUGAUAAAAUAUGACCCUUAUACAAAUUAUAGUAUGUAAUAUAUCUCUUUAGCAACGACAUCGGCGAUACAUGUACGACUUCGCAAA
This is a messenger RNA of Lingula anatina, 2142 nucleotides long. RefSeq lists its product as uncharacterized. The record is from RefSeq and is a predicted model, not a curated record. Gene Ontology annotation, molecular function: protein binding. NCBI's taxonomy places the organism in Eukaryota, Metazoa, Brachiopoda, Lingulata, Lingulida, Lingulidae.